Chondrus crispus (carragheen) is the source of this 1806-nucleotide messenger RNA. Its product is annotated as Translation elongation factor 4, mitochondrial. Gene Ontology annotation, biological process: positive regulation of translation. The transcript has 5 exons. The record is from RefSeq and is a predicted model, not a curated record. Bases 1 to 1806 code for a protein of 601 amino acids. Gene Ontology annotation, molecular function: GTP binding; ribosome binding; GTPase activity. NCBI's taxonomy places the organism in Eukaryota, Rhodophyta, Florideophyceae, Gigartinales, Gigartinaceae.
AUGCACCGUCUGCGCAACCUCAUCAUCAUCGCCCACAUUGAUUCCGGAAAGAGCACCCUAAGCGACCGUCUUCUGCAAGCCACAGGCACCGUCUCCGCGGCUGCGCUCGCCUCCCGUUCCCAGUUUCUCGACUCCAACCCGAUUGAGCGCGAGCGCCAGAUCACCAUCAAAGCCCGCGCCGCCCGCAUGCGCUGGGGCGACUCCACGGUCACCCUCAUUGACUGUCCAGGGCAUCACGACUUCUCGCGCCAAGUGUCCCAAUCUGCCCGCGCCGUCGAGGGCGCCUUACUGGUCGUCGACGCUUCCAGGGGCGUCCAGGCCCAAACCUUGAGCAGCGUUGAACUCGCCCUCGAAGCUGGCCUGGAACUCGUCCCUGUCAUUAACAAGAUCGAUUUGCCCACCGCUGAUGUGCCGGCUGCGCGCCACCAGAUCGAGCAGCUUGUGGGUCUGGAUGCGUCCGAAGCGAUAUUGACCUCGGCGAAGAGCGGCUUGGGCGUUGAUACACUGCUAGACGCCAUUGUGGAACGCCUGCCGCCGCCGCAGGGCUGUAGAGAAGCGCACCUCCAGGCUUUGGUUUUUGACUCAUAUUACGACCAGUACCGCGGCGUCGUUCUUUUCGUUCGCAUUGUGAAUGGCACUGUGUGCAAAGGGGAUAGCAUCAGGCCUAUGACCCGCACGCAUUCCGAUGACGGGAGUGUCUCUGAAUUUAUUGUCGAUAAGGUCGGCUUUCUUCAACCGGACGAAGUCGAGUGCGAUAUGCUCGAGUCGGGGGACAUCGGCUUUUUGACCGCAGCUAUCAAAAGGACUGGUGAUGUACCUGUUGGUGAUACUAUCACCCAUUGUGGAGACAAGGGGGCCCAAGAGCAGCUUCCUGGCUAUGAGGACACCAAAGCGGUCGUCUUUUGCGGCCUGUUUCCAACGGAUUCAGGUGAUCUACCGGCUAUGCGGAUGGCACUGCAGAAGCUGCAGUUGGAGGACGCAAGCAUGGUGUUUGAGCCGGACAAGUCGGCGGCCAUGGGGACCGGAUUUCGGUGCGGCUUUCUUGGGCUCUUGCACAUGUCGGUUACACAGCAACGACUUGAGGAAGAGUUUAACCUCAACUUGUUUGCUUCUGCCCCUUCUGUAUCAUAUAAGAUACUCAAGGAGGGCGAGACUGAAUGGCUGGACGUCUCUAAUCCGGCCUCAAUUCCAGAUGGAAAAGUGAAAAUCAUGGAACCUUACGCAAAGGUAGAGCUCAUCUGCCACAGCGAUCAUGUCGGAAGCCUGAUGGAGCUCUCUCAAUCUCGCCGCGGUGAAUUGCAGGACCAACGAUAUAUUGGGCUAGACCGGGUGAAACUUAUGUACUCGUUACCCCUUUCCGAAUUGGUGACGGAUUUUCACGACGCAGUAAAGUCUCGGAGUUCAGGAUUUGGGUCUAUGAGCUAUGAACUAGAGGGGAUGCGGCCGAACAGGUUGCGACGGAUGGAUGUACACAUUGCCAAUUCUGCGGUUGAUGGACUCUCAUGCGUCAUACAUGAAGAUAACGCAUACGCAGAGGGACGGUUUAUGGUGGACAAGCUGAAACAGGUUAUUCCCAGACAAAUGUUUAAAGUUGCCAUCCAGGCUGUGAUCGGAGGCAAGGUAAUUGCGAGCGAACAAAUUUCUGCCUACAGAAAAGAUGUGACGGCGAAAUGCUAUGGCGGCGACGCCAGUCGAAAGAAAAAACUUCUCAAAAAACAAGCAGAAGGUAAGAAGCGCAUGAAGAUGAUUGGCAGCGUAGCAAUCCCUCAAGAAGCAUUCCUUGCCAUUUUGUCCAGAGAUGGGUGA